CCAUACCCGACCCAAUUAUUCAUCGGGGCCAAACCCGAUAACGAGCUUUGGCUUUGACUCCUUGAAAGGCAAACCUCGGCUCCUUCCUCUCCCUUCAUGGCUCUUCGAAAUCUCACCCUCCCAAAUCUCCUCCUCCUUUUCUCACUUUCUACUGUCUUGGCCCAUCUUGGCCAGAAUUCAGGGCAGCACCCUUUGGUUUUGAGCACCUGGCCCUUCUUAGAUGCCGUUAGAGCUGCCUGGAGGGCCGUCGAUGGCGGUUCCUCCGCCGUCGAUGCCGUCGUGGAGGGCUGUUCUGCUUGUGAGGAGCUGAGGUGUGAUGGUACUGUCGGGCCUGGAGGCAGUCCAGAUGAGAAUGGAGAAACUACAAUCGAUGCUCUGGUCAUGAAUGGGACAACAAUGGAGGUUGGAGCUGUUGCUGCAAUGAGAUACGUGAAAGAUGGCAUCAGAGCUGCAAAGCUAGUCAUGGAACAUACGAAACACACGUUGCUUGUUGGGGAGCAGGCCUCGGUCUUUGCCAUUUCCAUGGGGCUUCCAGGACCCGCGAACCUUAGUUCAUCAGAAUCUAUGGAGAAAUGGGUUAAAUGGAAACACAAUUCGUGCCAACCCAAUUUUCGGAAGAAUGUCAUCCCUAUAAAUGGCUGCGGCCCUUACCAUCCAACCAAGAUAGCAUCCGCUGAAGGUGACAAUUCUUGUGGAAGCUCCACUGAGAGGACAUGUAGCGGUGGCAAGCCGUUGGGAGAUUUUGCAUUGAACACUAAUUGUGUCAGUCGUGACAACCACGACACAAUUUCCAUGGCUGCAAUUGAUAAAGCGGGACACAUUGCAGUCGGUACAUCAACAAAUGGUGCUACUUUUAAAAUCCCUGGGAGGGUAGGCGAUGGACCAAUAGCAGGAUCUUCAGCAUACGCCGAUGAUGAAGUUGGUGCUUGCGGUGCAACUGGGGACGGUGAUAUCAUGAUGCGCUUUCUUCCAUGUUAUCAAGUUGUGGAGAAUAUGAGGUUAGGGAUGGAACCCAAACGCGCUGCUGCUGAUGCAAUAUCACGAAUUGCACGUAAAUACCCAGAUUUUGUUGGAGCUGUUUUCGCUGUUGAUAAAAACGGCAUCCAUGCAGGAGCUUGCCAUGGCUGGACAUUUCAGUACUCGGUAAGAAGCUCAGACAUGAAGGAUGUGCAAGUUUUCAAAGUUUUACCUUGAAAUGGCAAUGGGAAGUCUGUUGAAGCGCCACUGCUUAUGGUAAUGGAGCAUUGAGUGGCUUUGUUUGUGAUGCUGCCUCUAGCAUCGGAUGUGUAUGCUGCAAGACUAAAAAUAAUAAAUAUUCUUUUUCUAUCAUGAAUA
Messenger RNA from Magnolia sinica, 1335 nucleotides. Its product is annotated as probable isoaspartyl peptidase/L-asparaginase 3. The transcript has 7 exons. Gene Ontology annotation, biological process: protein deglycosylation. NCBI's taxonomy places the organism in Eukaryota, Viridiplantae, Streptophyta, Magnoliopsida, Magnoliales, Magnoliaceae. The coding region runs from base 97 to 1194 and encodes 365 amino acids. Gene Ontology annotation, molecular function: N4-(beta-N-acetylglucosaminyl)-L-asparaginase activity. The record is from RefSeq and is a predicted model, not a curated record.